Molecule: messenger RNA, 3054 nt
Organism: Rhizoctonia solani
Lineage: Eukaryota; Fungi; Basidiomycota; Agaricomycetes; Cantharellales; Ceratobasidiaceae
Product: Dedicator of cytokinesis protein 3
Exons: 10
Coding region: 1-3054 (1017 amino acids)
Biological process (GO): small GTPase-mediated signal transduction
Cellular component (GO): plasma membrane; cytoplasm
Molecular function (GO): small GTPase binding; guanyl-nucleotide exchange factor activity
Source: RefSeq, a predicted model, not a curated record
AUGGGCUGGGAACCCCUCCCGUUGUUGUUGUAUGGCUUUGCCAUCCACCCACUGAGCCAUGCAUCUCCAACUACCAACGACCGCGUGUCGUCGAUUGGUCCUCCCCGACUCGAGCUCGAUGCAAUACCCGAACACGCACAUCGCAAUCCCCACUUGGCCCGUCUCGACGUUGGCGAUGAGAUUUACGCGUUCGAGGCAUGGAGAGACGCUGGGCCCACUUGGUAUCGCGGGUACAUUGUCUGUACAUCCAACACACCAUCGGCCCCAGCUCCACCCGACCCCUCCCCUGCCCAAUCUACCAUCCUGGGCAUCCCUCCGGCCCAAGACAACACAACAGUCGUGGAAGAUCCCCAAGUGACGAUCGGAAUAUUCCCCGCUACGCACGUCCACAUCCGCGAUGAACUCCCAGACGCAGAAGGCCUCCCAUCCUCGCCCAGGCCUUGCACCCCAGCAGGCUUCCACAUGGCCACUCUCCAGGAAGAACCUGAUUCGCCUCGCUCCCCUCUACACGAAAAACCAGAGGCUCCAAGGCCGACCCUCAAGUCCGGCGACGAGACCGCUCUGGGUCUAGUUGAACCGCUUGUCGAUGAGAUUGCCUCGGCUCUGCGCGAAUGGCACGCUCGCCUGUUCACGUACCUUGCUAAACGAGACUACCGAACGUUCACUUCGGGGGAUGAGCUCCGAGGAAUCCGCCGCGCUAAGACGAGAAUGCGUCAUGCGCCUCGUACGGGGCAACGUCGCCCAGGGACUCGACGUGCUUGUCCGUCACCCGGCAGGGGGAGGCCUCGAUUUGUUCUUCCCCCUCCUGCUCCUGCCCUAUUGAGCAACCCGCAGUCGCAGUCUCGUGGUAGAAAAGAAGAAACGACCCGUCCAAAGUUCCAUCACAUCCUUCUCGACCUGCGCGCGUUCGUAGCCGCACCCUGCGCACCAGGCGAAUACACCGAACUCUUCUUUUCGCUCUAUUCCAAAGCCGGCGCAUCGUUCGUCACCGAAGACUUUUGCGUCAUACUCAAUCGCAACGGUAGGCGAAUCUACCGAUGGGACGAUCGGAAACCGGAAGCUCCGAUUCGCACGCUCUUUACGGACUUGGGAUCACACGACCUCUCCGAGGGACUCGUGCUCGUAUGCCGGAUCGUAAGGCGCGGUGGGAUGAAACUCGCCCCGGACGGCGAAGCCGAGAGCCCGGGUAAACCAGGAAUGGGCACCAUCGAAGAAUCAAACACGCUUGGGCUGGGGGCCGUAUCUGAGCAAGGCCACGGAUCGUUUUCGAGUGCGCGGUCGCCGAGACGAGGGAGCGAGCCGAUGUACAAGUCGGUUUGGGAGGAUAGUAUGACCCAGCUCCCGCCCCCUGCGCAAACGAAACCGCGACGCAAGUCGAAAUCGGAGACGGCCGAGGAUUUGAGGCGACCGUUUGGAUGCGCGGUGCUCGAGUUGGACUUGGGAGCCUCGACGAGGAAGGGGUUGCCGGUUCUCAACGCUUCACCAAGAUAUCCUCCGAGCCGACGAACGGUGCAUGGAAAAAAGUCCAAGAUCGACGCACGGCGAUUGAUCGGGGAAAACCACAGGGCCGACAUGAUAGCCGUCACUCUCAAAACACUCUACGGCGACUCUGCCACACUCAUCCACGAAAACCCGUCCCUGCUCCAUUCGGUGCCUUUAACUUCGAGGUUGGGUUUCCCGGACGUGGUGUUCCCGGGAGACACCCGCAACGAUGCGUUUAUUAAGCUCUGGUCCGGAGAAUUUCAGCACACGGGCUCGCCGGCGAGUUCGCUGACUCGCGCAAGAACGCGAAAGAGCAUCGGUGCACUCGUCGGGGGGAUGGGAGGGCUCGGCCCACCCAGCGUCGAAGUCUCGGUCCAAGUCCGAACUCGGGGCGGCCGAACACUCGACACGAUCCUCUCAGCUGGAUCCGGCCAGCCACCGCAAUCCACCUUCCGCUCCACGGUGCUCUACAAAUCCCACACGCCGAGCUACGGAGAGCUCGUCAAGGUCAAGCUCGAGGACGAGGCGGACCACUUGUUCUUCACGUUUCGGAACCGCCGCGGACCGGCCUUUGCGUUUGCCUAUCUCCCGCUCUUCCCGGACGGGCGCGCGUUUGUCUCGGACGGGACGCACAGGCUCGUGUUGUACAAGACGGAAAAGAUUGAAAGUGUUCAGCCGAAAGAUUACUUUGGUGCGCCCGCGUCUGUCCCCGGUCCCAGCACCAAGAUCGAGCUCGCGCCCGCGCUGGCGAGGGUGCUCCAGCCUACACGGGACGCGCUCGUCGACAAGGACGAGCUCGCGAGCGUGCUGGGCAAGUUUACGUUUGUGGGCGAAGUCGAGAUCGUCAAGUUCCUCCAGGACAUAUUCGACGCGCUCUUUGCGGUGUUGGUCUCUCCCCUCAACUCGCGCGGCGAGCUGGACGACUUGGUGUUUUCUGUGCUGGUCACUGUUCUGGGUAUCAUCCAAGACAGGCGGUUCAACAACUUUCAGCCUGUGCUGGACGUGUACAUCGACCAGCACUUUUCGUGCGCUGCGGCCGCGGGACAUAUGAUUCAUUCCAUGAACCGGCUGUUAUCGAGCCCUAGCGGGGAGGAAACGCGAGCACACAAACUAUUGCACUCCAACACUUUGCAUCCAUCCUUCCAGACCUGUCAAUCGUUUUCGACCACCGAACUCGUCCCCAUUGUAACGGGGUUUACCAAUUCACUCGUUAGCACCAAGGGCAAACUCGUAGUUUGGAAACUCUUGAUGUACAUCCAAUUCGUCCGGAGCUUUGUAUUCGACGAUCCAAAAUCGCGUUCGCUCCUCGUCGAGUCGAUCAUCUCGUGGAUCAAGCCCCAUUUUGGCAAGUUUAACGAGUUCACUAUGACUAGCGCUGGAGAUUCGGAUGCGGCUCGGGAUGCGGCUCGAGUUGGGUGGCUGGAGACGACGCGGUUGUGUAUAACGGUCGUGGCGGUUAUGCUCGAUAAGCUUCAGAUGUGUUUGGUCGACCCUACGAUUCGGGCCGAUAGGAGGUUGUUCAGACAAGAAGAGGACAAUGUGGAAUUUCUGCUCUCCCUUCUCCCCAAGUGA